AUGACGGAAAAAUCCCGCCCGUUUCCUAUGUUGAGGUGGCCCAGUUUCUAUUUUCCCAUAGAAAACCAUCCCCCCACCGUCAUUUCCAGUACCAGGAGCCCAGUCUGGCAGAAGACGACCCGAGAAGCGUCCGGUGAGUGGCAUCGCGGCGAGAUUGACGGCGGCGGAGAGGGGCACCUGGGCGGCUUGUACUCUAUGAGCUCCCGGACCCCUCGACCCCCGGUUUUCUCGAUCCUCCGCGGUCGUCCACCAAACACCCUUAGUUCCAUGUCGGAUAGAGCCUUCCACGUAUGGUUAAGGGCAUCAUCGGAGAACCCGGUGGGCCCUUCAAUCCACGGCGGGCUCGAGCACCUGCCGCGGCCUGUCCUUCCCUCCAUUCCGGAGAAGCGGGUCUCGCGGCGGGUGUCGGAAUCCCGGAGUCCCUCGCGGGCUCCGGUUCCGGUUGGGGUCUGUCGAUUGUUGGCCGCUGGCGAACGUUUUCGAAUCAGAUUUCCAGGGGGAACGUCGGCUCCGGAAGCCGCUGCUCGUCAGCGUGUCUGGGGCCGUGAUCCUCCAUCGGAGGGACCGAUGCGGCAGACGGGCUCCCCCUCGCGGGUUGGAGCCCGGCCCUGCCGCGGACCGUCCUCUGAAAAUCUCAGUGGGGGCAAUUGA
Molecule: messenger RNA, 651 nt
Organism: Blastomyces dermatitidis ER-3
Lineage: Eukaryota; Fungi; Ascomycota; Eurotiomycetes; Onygenales; Ajellomycetaceae
Exons: 2
Coding region: 1-651 (216 amino acids)
Source: RefSeq, a predicted model, not a curated record